This is a messenger RNA of Lacerta agilis (Sand lizard), 1025 nucleotides long. Its product is annotated as zinc finger protein 239-like. The transcript has 2 exons. NCBI's taxonomy places the organism in Eukaryota, Metazoa, Chordata, Lepidosauria, Squamata, Lacertidae. The record is from RefSeq and is a predicted model, not a curated record. Gene Ontology annotation, biological process: regulation of transcription by RNA polymerase II. Bases 99 to 1025 code for a protein of 308 amino acids. Gene Ontology annotation, molecular function: chromatin insulator sequence binding. Gene Ontology annotation, cellular component: chromosome.
UUCAGGGUCUGUUGACUUUUGAGGAGGUGGCCGUGUGUUUCGUGAAGGAGGAGUGGGCUCUGCUGGAUCUGGACCAGAGGACUCUGCAUUGGGAGGUCAUGGAGGAGAAUCGCCAGAACCUGGCCUCUCUAGGUGAUGAGCAAGACAAUGAGAACUGCAAGGGGUCCCCUGUGGUGCCAUCGGAACCAACUGAGCAGGAGUCUGAAAAAGAGCCGUUUGGUUUCCUGUGUGCUGCGUUGGUCAAAUUGAAGAACAGGGUGAAGAAAUCUGCUCCUUCUCCAGAUCCCAACCCAAAGGCACCCCUGAUCCUACAAGAUCAUCCUAAGCGGAAGGAAAAAGGAAAAUGUGUGAUGUCUGUGAAAACAUUCAGGGACGAUUUGAAUGGGCAUCAUCAAACCCACCAAGGGGAGAAACCACAAAACUGCACAGGUUGCGGAAAAAGUUUCAGUCACAAUGGCGAUCUUGGCGCACAUCAGAGAACCCACACCAGUGAAAGAUCCUAUAAGUGCCUGGUAUGUGGGAAAGGCUUCAGCCAGAGCUGCAACCUUACAUCACACCAGAGAACCCACACGGGGGAGAAACGAUACAGGUGCGUAGAGUGUGGGAAAAGCUUCAGUCGCAGCAAUACCCUCAUUUCACAUCAGAGAACCCACACGGGGGAGAAACCCUACAAGUGCCUGGUGUGCGGGAAAAGCUUCAGCCAGAGCUGCAACCUCACGUCGCAUCGCAGGACCCACACAGGGGAGAAGCCGUACAGAUGCGUCGAGUGCGGGAAAAGCUUUAGUCGUAGCACAACCCUCAUUUCGCACCAAACAACCCAUACAGGAGAGAAGCCGUACAAGUGCAUGGAGUGCGGGAAGAGUUUCGGCAGUAGCGAAAGGCUCAAUAGACACCAGAGGGCUCACACGUUAAAGAAACGUGAACUGUGGAGGGUGGAAAGAGCUUCAGUUGGAGAGUGCAUCCUAUUGGACAUCAGAGAAUCCACGCAGCAGAGAAAGGAUUUAAAUGCAUGGAUAUGUUACUAA